AUGAAGCUUGUUCAUUUUCUUCGUAAACUCGUAAGAGAAACAGUUACUGUUGAGCUGAAAGAUAAUACAGUAAUCAAAGGAACUGUUGUUGGUGUUGAUUCAGCAAUGAACACACAUCUUCGUCUCGUUCAUAUCAAAGCACCAGGUCAAGAGGAGAAACGUCUCGAAAAUUUAACAAUUCGUGGAGCAUCUAUAAGGUAUGUUAUUUUACCUGAUGUACUCAACUUAGAUACACUCCUUGUCGAUGAUAGCCCAACAAAAACAAGAAUGCGCCAUGGAGAAGCAAAGGAAGAAAAGGAUCGCAAGCCAAUACUUUUCCAACAAAAGAAAUGGUAA
Trichomonas vaginalis G3 is the source of this 336-nucleotide messenger RNA. RefSeq names its product spliceosomal snRNP assembly. Gene Ontology annotation, biological process: spliceosomal snRNP assembly; RNA processing. Gene Ontology annotation, cellular component: SMN-Sm protein complex; commitment complex; U5 snRNP. The transcript has a single exon. The record is from RefSeq and is a predicted model, not a curated record. NCBI's taxonomy places the organism in Eukaryota, Parabasalia, Trichomonadida, Trichomonadidae. The coding region runs from base 1 to 336 and encodes 111 amino acids. Gene Ontology annotation, molecular function: RNA binding.